GCUGGUAUCCGCUCAGUGCGUGUGUGUGCGCGUUGGUGCGAGCUUCGGCUGCUGCUGCUUGUCACUCACUGUGCCGCGGCGCGAACACGGGUAGCGACAAGGACCAAAAACCCGUCCUGUUGCAGCUGCUGUUUUACAUCUCUGGGGGAAAAAAAAGAAAAAGAAAAUAAAAGAGAAAAGCCACACAGAGGCUGCUCUGUGUUCAUCCAGAAGCUCUCCGCUUGAUCUUCAAGGAGAAUAUCUGUGAGACAUUACAAUGCUUCAGAUAAGGGACGUCCUCUGGGGACUGCUGUUCACCGGCUGUGCAGCUGCUAUUCAGGUGCAAAUCACUCCGGCACAAGGGGAAAUCAGCGUCGGAGAGUCCAAAUUUUUCCUCUGCGAAGUGGUUGGGGACGCUAAAGACAUCGACUGGUUCUCCCCCAGCGGUGAGAAGAUCCUCCUGUCUCGGCCGAACAUCUCUGUGAGCCGGAGCGACGAGUCCACGUCCAUUCUCACCAUCUACCACGCCAACGUGGACAACGCCGGCAUCUACAAAUGUCUGGCCAAAAACGCAGACAAGGAGGCCCAAGCCACAGUUCAAGUGAAGAUUUUCCAAAAGAUCACCUUCCAGAGCGCGCCGAGUCCGCAGGAGUUCAACGAGGGCGACAACGCCGACAUCGUGUGCGACGUGGUCAGCUCGCCGCCACCCACCAUCAUUUGGAAGCACAAGGGCUCCAAACUCCAAUCCGCCAAAGACGUGCGCUACAAGAUCAUGGAUAAUGGCCACCUGCUGAUACGUGGCAUCAAGAAGGUCGAUGAAGGAAUGUAUAAUUGUGAGGCUCGUGUUAUGGCCAGGGGAGAAAUUGACUUCCGGACGAUAAAGGUCAUCGUUAAUGUUCUUCCCACAAUCCGUGCCAGGAAGUCUGAAGUCAACGCCACAGCAGAUGUUGGUGAAUCUGCCCUGUUGGCCUGUGACGCAGACGGCUUCCCUGAGCCCACCGUUACCUGGGCGCAUAACAACAUCGUCCUUGAAACGGGCGACAAAUACAGCUUGAACGAGGAUGGCUCUGAAUUGGUAAUAAAGGAAGUCAGAAAGGUGGAUGAAGGAGAUUACACUUGCAUCGCCAAGAACAAGGCAGGAGAGAAAACCGAGGAAGUCAGCCUGAACGUGUUCGUGCUGCCCAACAUUACCUACUUCAACAACCAGACUGCCUCAGAGUUUGAUGAGGAGGUCACCCUGACCUGCGAGGCCUCGGGUGACCCCACGCCCACCAUCUCCUGGAGAUUUGGAAACAGAGUUUUCACUGAAGGAGAGCAGGCAUCUUGGACGCGACCAGACAAAUAUGAGAGCCUUGACAGGAACGUCGUAGUACGAAGCCAUGCGCGGGUGUCCUCCCUCACCCUGAAGGACGUCCAGUUCACCGAUGCUGGUCGUUACCUCUGCACUGCCAGCAACUCCAUUGGCGAAGACAACCAGCAACUGUUCCUCGAAGUGCGCUAUUCUCCAAAGAUCAUGGGCUUAGUGACAGCACACACAUGGGAAGGAAAUCCAGCCAAUAUUUCUUGUGAGGUGGCAGCCAACCCCAGAGCCUCGGUGGUUUGGUUCAGAGACGGCAUGGAGCUGCCGACCGCUAACUCAACCAACAUAAAGAUCUUCAAUACCCCAACCAUCAGCCUCCUGGAGAUCACACCUGAGUCCCAAAACGACUUUGGGAGCUACAACUGCACAGCUACAAAUGUGAUAGGCUCUGAAUCCAAGGAGUUCAUUCUAAUCCAAGCAGAGGUGCCGUCGUCGCCUAAAAUUGAAGAAGUGCAACCGUUCUCCAGCACGGCGGUGGUGGAGUUUGAGGAACCGAACUCCUUGGGUGGAGUGCCAAUAUUAAAGUACAGAGUGGAAUGGCGUUUGCCUGGGAAGGAGUGGAAAAGUGAGGAGUACAAAGCUGAAGACGACAUGACCAGGAUAACCAUCGUCGGACUGAAACCAGAGACGACCUACGAGGUCAAGAUGUCGGCCAUCAACGGGAAAGGCGAAGGCGAGAGCAGCCGUUCCAGCACUUUCAAGACGGAGCCAGUCCAAUAUUCUCUCACAAUUGCAUCAUCGAUCCCACCUGCUAUUGCUGACACCACUAUGGCCAUUAAAGGGGAACCAACGUCUCCCAUACUAGAAGUCACACUUGUAAAGAGCAGUAAUUCUGCUAAGGUCAAGUGGACCAAGCAGGACGACGGCGGCUCGCCCAUUAUACGCUACCUGAUCAGAUACAAGGCUAAGCAUAUGUCUGACUGGAAACCGGAAACGCACCUCCCCUCUACCAGCAAUUACGCGAUGCUGAACGGCCUGGACUGGAACACGGAUUACGAGGUCCUCGUGGUGGCGGAGAAUCAGCGGGGCCGAUCCGAGCCGUCCAUCACUACCUUCAGAACGGCUUCAGAGCCCACCACCGUCCCAGACACUGCAGACGGCGGUUCAGGACUCGGCACCGGCGCCAUCGUGGGCAUCCUCAUCGUUGUCUUCUUGCUGCUGCUGGUUGCCGUGGACGUCACCUGCUAUUUCCUCAACAAGUGCGGCCUCCUCAUGUGCAUCGCCGUCAACGUUUGCGGGAAAGCCGGCCCGGGCGCCAAGAGCAAGGACAUCGAGGAGGGAAAGGCGGCGUUCUCGAAGGACGAGUCUAAGGAGCCGAUUGUGGAAGUGAGAACAGAGGAAGAAAACACCGCGAACCAAGAAGGAGGGGGUCCCACUGAGCCCAAUGAGACCACCCCGCUGACAGAACCAGAACCUGCCGCUGCCGACUCCCCGAACACGGCGGUAAACCAACUCCCCCCAGCUGCUGCUAACUCGGUUACAGGGAGCGUUAGCACGCCACAGACUAACUCCUCUCCUAAAAACACCGCUGCAGCCCUUUCCCAUUCACCUAAAGCAGAGUGCAGCGUCGGACCCCUGGUUGACCUCAGCGACGCUCCAAAAGUUGCCCCUGCCUCCAGCCCUCCUGUAUUAGAGCCAGUUAGCCCACCGUCCACUAAUGGCGACAGGCUUCAGAACCCGUGUGAGUCAGUGAGAACCCCCAGCAGCACCCAGAGUAAGGACUUACAAGUAGACGGCCAGAGCAACGAUGCCCGCUGUGCCCCAUGCUCAGACUCCACCACAUCAACCCAAAAUGACGGGAAGACUGUGAAGAGCGACAACGCCAAAGCCGAGCCGGAGGUGAAGAACGCCACGGCCGAGGUGAAGACGGUCCCCAACGAGGCUCCUCAGGCGAACGGCAACGAAAGUAAAGCAUAAUGUCCUCCAGCCGGGGCAGCGGCGGGGGGGAGGGGGGGAGGGGUGCAGGUUGGGGUGUGGGCUUUACAGGUUAAAAACGGGGGUGGUCACAGUCACUGAAACUUCAAAACAAUUUCACACACACCACCCCACUACAUUAGGAAAAAAUAAAAAAUAAAGCAGCAACUCAGAAGAUAUAAACUACAAAGAAAAUCUGUGUUUCUGCCGGAAUAUGAGCAGGAGUGAUAAACCUCAUGCGACGCCUUAGUUCCCAAUACAUCCACCUAAAUCAGUCACUGUAAAACAUUAGGUAUUCAUACGUCAUGUCACCCAUUAUUGUACGUAAUAAGCAGAUCAGCAUCUUACAUAUUUUCUCUAGAUAAACUUGGAUGAACUGUAGCUUUACUUCACAGAUUUACUGCCUUUAAGAUGCACACAAAUGUAAGACCGACUCUACUACUCUUUAUGCAGUACUCUCAUUAUUGUGAUGAUGGAUUAUGGGUCUUAUUUUUCCUUUGUCUGUAUUUUUUGUUUAAAUGCUGUUCUCACUGCCUAUUUAGCUGUUUCUUAAUGUCUUUAUUGAAGCAUGUGGGUUUGUUGCGAAGUUGCUGUAUUUCUGUAAAUUCGUAUGUGAUCGGGUUUUGUUCUUUUCUGCUUCUUAAUCCUGUGUUUUCCUUCAUCUCAUCUUCACGCUCCCAAAAAAUGGAAAAAUGAUUGUGAGAAAUAUUCACGUAAAAGUUAAUGUCUUGUUUUUUUUUCCUCCUUAAGUCUGUUUGCAGGCUGUUUAUACAUGCAUCUAUCAGAGUUUUGUGAAUAGUAAUUUUAGUAAGCCAAUUCCGAUUUCUCUUCAGCAACUAUAGAUAAAUGCAUUCAAAAUGUUUUUUUAUUAUUAUUAUUAUUUUCUAGCUUUUUAAGACAUCAUUAAUCAAUUAUAUUUGGAGCAAAGGCAACAUGUCACCACGCGGUGAAACAGGGCUUCACACACAAAUAUUAGCCAACUUUAGCUUCUUAUAUUAGCAAUUAGCGCUGUUAGCAUUAAUAGCUUUAUACCACAGUAUAAAGAUUCCUAUCUUAUCUUCAAUCGCUUAUCUUCAAUCUGAGCCCAGAAGGUUUACAUUUCUAAAUUCAACUUGUUUUGUGGCAGAGAUUGAAUGCUUGGGAGGAUAAAACAAAGCAACGUUACUGUAAAACUUUCAGCCUUCCUUUAUUCAGAAGAAAUUUCAAUCCCUUUCUUUAAAAGUAGCAGCCAAAAUGAGCUCAAUGUCAUUUUUAAACACUUUACUGAUAUUCAAAAGACUACUCUAUAGACUUUAGUAUACAUCACUUAGUCUCAACUUCCAUACUGAAGAGUGUUGCUGUUAGCACAACAUGUGGGACAUUAAUUGGUUGAAAAAAUAUUGGAUUUUUGAGUUUCCAAUCCUCAGUUUUUCUUUUGGUUCAUUUUCUGGCUUCAGACAAACAGCAUGGUGGGUUUGGUCGCCAUGCGUUGUUAGUGUCUUGCAUUUGCUCUUCAAAAGCUGAUUACAUGUUUUAUUUUAUUUUUUAAUAAAUUAUACAGUUAGAACAUAAAAUGUUUUUUGAGUUUUUCCCCCAUAAGCCUGAAAUUUUUAAGCCAAAUCCUUUAGUUAUCCACUCUUGUGUGUUAACCUGUAUAUGGACUCAAUUUUCAGGGGGCCUUCAUGUUUUUGUUUAGAUUUUUUUUUCAGAUCAGUUAAAUCCCAACUUCAUUCUUUCUGAUUGGCUCCUAUUAAAUUCCAAUUUUCAUGCCUUAAAUUGUUUUCAUCUCUUAAAUAUUUUUAAAACUCUCCUUAAAAUUCCUCAUUAACCUUAACUAAAUAUUGUGUAGCCAAAUAUAAUGGGCCUCGGAUGAAUAUACAUGAACUGGACCAAUGAAAACCUGCACUGCAGGAUGUAAAUUAUGGGAACCUCAUUUAAAAUCUACCAUUUAAGUAAUUUACUUAUGUGAGUAAAUUUACCUGUAAGCUCGUUACACUAUUUGCAGUUCUCCAUCUUGUAUUAAAAUACAUGUAUACGGACAAACUAGGUCAAAAAUGUGUUCUACUCAUGAAUUAAGCUUUGUAUCCCUUUUAAAAUAAAGUGACAAAUUAAGGUUUGUCUAUAAUUAGAAAUUACCCAUGCAUUGAAAACAUUUGGAUUUGUACAAUUUUUACAGUACAAUAAGUUGUACAGAAUAUUAUACAAUAUUAAUUGUACAACUCUGUUCAAUUAAUUUUUUACAAUUCCAGCACCAAGCAUCAAAACAUUUUGAACAAAAAAUGUCAUGUUUAAUUCCGAUUUUACUUUUUAUAGAAGAACUAAACCCAUCUUUGAGCCCAUAUUUACUGGGAGCUCUAAAAUCAACCCAUAGUAAUUAUUCUGGUUGGUUUCUUUCAUUUGGAACUUUGCAUUUGUAACAAUUUGUUAAGCAUUUGUACAAAAUUGAUUCACAAAUAUAGAUAUUUUCUGCAGGUGCACAAAAACAUUAUGUCCAUAAAAUCUCAAUUGAAACCGGCGGUGUGACCUACUUUUUCAUUAAUCCAGCCGAGUUGUUUGUGGGCAGUCAUUCAGUUCUGAGGUUUCAUCAUCAGAUGGUCGGCUGAUUCUUUAUAAAAAUGUCAAAUACAGUAAAAUUAGAUGGUGGAAUCCCGCUGACAGUAACAUACCCGGUUCUGAUGCAGCAGGACUCUGUGAAUUCCACACCUUUAUGUGUUCUCAUUCGUUUUUGCAUUUUGAGUUCUGAAAAUGUACAUGUUUUCCUUCUCUCUCACACGUGUGUCACAUUUAUCCUGAGGUUUCCUUAAAGUGGUUUUUACACAUACUGUAGGUUUGGACUUUUAGUGACUUAAGAGGUUACAGACACAUGGAGUCAGUUUGGACUGAGAUGUAGUUGUUCUUAUGACUCUUUUUAGAAAUAUAGAUCCACGUGUGUUAUGUCUUUGUAUUUGGCUCCUCCAUAGCAGGAGUUUGUUUUUUCUUUUAUCAUAUUUAUUGUUGACAUAGUAACCGAAUUCAACUGGAACUUUGGAUAUUUGCAGCUUCUUUUUUCGUUUUGUGGCAUCAAAUCUGAAGGGGCUUGUCUAAAUCUGGUCAGGCAGUAAAUUAUUGAGCAGCGUAUGUCAUUUAUUAGCCUUUCUAUUGAAUUGUUUUAAAGAUCAGCCCAUACAACUGCAAAAAAAAAAGAAAUCGGUUUCACUUUUAGUUUUUCCUUCUAGCAGCUUUAUGAAAUGUGUGAAGUUUUAAAUAUGUUUUAUUUGAAAUUAUUUUGACGGCAGCACCUUCCAAACUUAUUGGCUCUCCUGGUAGAAAGUCUCAAAAUUCAUUUAUCCAACCUGAAAUUUCAGGAAAUUUAAUCAGUGAUGAAAAAAAAAAUCCCACCUUAAAAAAACAUUUUUUUUUAACAAGUGUUGGUAACUCUUAAAAUGAUAAUGAAAUAAAUGUACUUAAUUUAUUUACCAAUUCUGUACACUGUUAAGCUGAUCGUACUGUCAAGGAACAUAAUGCAUAAGUUGAAUAUGAAGAGUCACAGAGGCCCGUCUCUAUGGAAACUAAGAAAGAUAACAGAACAUGCUAUUUAUAUAAGGUGGGUGUUAAAAUUUUCAAAAAUCUGGAAAUGAAUGAUAUUUCAAAGAAAAAAAAAGCGACUAGCCCAAACUUUUCAAUAUUUAAAAAUAAUUUUUUAGGAUUUUUAAAAAUUUGGUACAACUUUUUCCAAAGCUCCAUUUUGAUGUUCUUAAAAAGUGAUAAAAUAAAAUAAAAACAUAGAAAUGUUCCCCGAUGAAUAAAUCUUAAUAAAGUAAAGUCUGGACUUUUCACUUUUUUCAGUGAGAUCGGGUUACUGCAGGACAUUUUAUGCAGACCUUUUAGCAUCUUUACUAAGGCGGCCAAUAAAUGUGAAGGUGCUGUUGCAAAAAAACUGUUGAACACAGUCAGGCGUGAUUUCAGAAGUUUUAAACGGCAAAAAUCUUUAUUUAAAAAUUGUUUCCAAAAAGUCCAAACUGUCACAAGUCCUAAAGAUUCUGAUGGCAAACCACCAAGCAGAGAGAUAUUCAGGUUUAGCUUAAACUGAUGGAAAACAGAAGGUUCUGCCUGAGGUGGGAAAAUCAUCUUGAUAAAAAUGAGCUUGGUCUCUUGAUAAUAAAACAUCUGCCUUUUUCUAAAAUUCUGCAUUUCAAAGAUUAAAAAGGGGAGCAGAAGUCAGGUCUUUUUCUGUACAGUGUUGUUUCCCCCGUAGACUUGGAGCUGGUUCAGUGUGGAUAGCAAACACACGAGCCUUGUGUGUUAGAGUUGAGCGUUUAAUGUGAUUGUGAUGUAGCCGGUAGCGAGCGCCGAACCCGCCGUCAGCAGCUUAGAGACGUCCGGCUGAGUGCCUUUAGACUGAAAAACGACGCCAUGCAUUCCCUUCCUCUUGGUUUCUGUACUCCGAAGUUUCCCCUUUACUUCCUCCUGUCAGUUUCUUUUCUUUCGCUGCUCCAUUCAGCUGUAAAUGAAGCUUCUUCAAACCCUCUCCGAUGUUCUGUAAGGCUGCAUUAUUCUGCUUCCUUUUGGACAUUUUGUCCAUUCAUCCCUUUAUAAUAAAUAUUUCAAGGGAAAGACUAUUGCUAAGAACCUUACUUUAACUUGGCCGCAGUCUUGUUUAAGGAAGGUUAGCCAUGACCAAAAGUACACAGACUCAAACCAAUGAAACGAAUCAAAAGGAGAUAUUAAACGUUUUAACGCUCAAAUCUAGCACCACGCGAAAACAGUGUGGACAACCUAAGAACAUAUAAAUUAUGUUUCCAGAAAUGAUCAAAUUUGUCAGAAACAGCAUGAAUCAUUUCCUUUUUCUUUUUUAAGAUUUAUUUUCUUCAUGUUUUUAUCCUUUUCAAAUGUUGAGGAACUUGUUCUGGUCUCUUCUAAAACAAAACAAAA
Molecule: messenger RNA, 8143 nt
Organism: Poecilia reticulata (guppy)
Lineage: Eukaryota; Metazoa; Chordata; Actinopteri; Cyprinodontiformes; Poeciliidae
Gene: ncam1a
Product: neural cell adhesion molecule 1a
Biological process (GO): homophilic cell-cell adhesion; synapse organization
Cellular component (GO): neuronal cell body; plasma membrane; axon
Molecular function (GO): axon guidance receptor activity; protein binding
Source: RefSeq, a predicted model, not a curated record